GUAUAGUUCGAAACCUAUUCUACCUACCAGCUGCUACAGUCAGACCAUCAUAGCAGUGUUCCAAGUGUAGUGAACGAAUGAACCCAAACAUUUUGCAAUUUUUAAAAUAUCAUAGUGUUAAAAUUAGAUAGUUACUAGUUAGCUUAAAAACGCAAUAAUAAUACAAAAGUCGAUUUAAAAUAAAUUGAAGUACGUAUUGUAUAAGUACUAUUCAUCUAACUUUAGUAUUUUUUAAAUGUGAGAUUUAAUUUUAAAAUGAGUAUAGGUAGACCAUGUGGAAUUCGGAAGGAAAAACACUAAACGAAAAUAAUAGUGCACACUGUAAAACAAUAUUUAAACAAACUUUAAAAUUUACCAAAGAUAUACCAGAACAAAGAAUUUCACCUGAAGGAUUUUUAAUACGAGACUGUGGUUGCGUCAUGAGAUUUUUACCUAAUUUAGAUAGUAAACUAAAUAAGAAUAAGUUACAGCUCUCGACCAUUAACAAGAAUCAAAAUCAAAAAAACAUCAGUUAUACACAUCAUCGUAAUGAUUUAAAUCAUACAAAAGUUUUAUCAACAGAAAUGUAUCAAUCAACAUUUUGGAUGGAACCACGAAUAGUCCCUGUUAAAUAUACUACUGAACUAAAUUUUAACUUAGAAUCUCCAAUAAGAAAAUUUACAGAAACAAUUGAUUUACAGAUGAAAUUAGUGGCUUGUCCAUAUAUCCAGCAAAUUGGAACUACAAAACGUUUUAAAACAUCAAUCGAGACAAAAAUCCAAUCAGAGUAUACACUACCAUUAGAUAGUGCUAUUUAAUUUAAUAAUUGCAUAUUUAGUGUUA
Messenger RNA from Myzus persicae (green peach aphid), 822 nucleotides. RefSeq lists its product as uncharacterized. The coding region runs from base 273 to 797 and encodes 174 amino acids. The record is from RefSeq and is a predicted model, not a curated record. The transcript is spliced from 5 exons. NCBI's taxonomy places the organism in Eukaryota, Metazoa, Arthropoda, Insecta, Hemiptera, Aphididae.